GACUUUCUUAAAGGCUCCUCCUCAAGUCUCGCUACUUUCACUUUCAGUACAGGCAAUACGAAGCAGCAGCCAUGGUCACCCUGCAUCUUGUCUUUAUUUUGGGGAUUCUUCAAAGCAAUCUUGUUUUAUCUAUGAAACUCCUUCAAGAUUCCUCAGACAAACAUGUGAAGGAAAACCACAAUUUAUCUCACAGACUAUUCAAAAGACAAGUGCCGUGUAAGGAGGGGGAAUAUUCUACAGGGGAAAUUUGUUGUAAAUUUUGUCACAAAGGAACUCAUGCAGCAUCUGAUUGCACUGAACCACAUGGACAGCCAGUGUGUGAAGAAUGUACCGAAGGGGUGGAUUUCAUGGAUAAAGAAAAUGGUUACCCAAAGUGCCAAAAAUGCCAGAAUUGUGAAUCAGGCGCAGGUAAAGAAGUGAAAGAUCCGUGUACAAUAACCCAAAAUACAGUUUGCAAAUGUAAAAAAGGAUUCUUCGAUUCUAAAGAGAAAUGCAACCCAUGUCAAAGUUGUGACAAUGGAAUUGAUGAGGAAUGUACAUCCACAAACGACACUGUUUGCACAAAUUCUUCAGGUAGAAUCCAUGCAAUAGUGUGGCCAGUAUUAGCAGUUGUCUUUGGAGCAAUAAUUACUUUUUUUGUCUUGAGAAAAUGGCGCAGUAAACGAGGGAGAACGGAACUGCCUAAUAAGUCUUUAUUACCUCUUACGCCGACAUGUCCUUCUCACCUUGAAAACAUUGAAUUGGACAGUCGGCUGUUUGAAAUUGCAAGACUAAUGGGACAGGAGUCCGUUCAAAAAUUGGUGGCAAUUCAUUUGUCAAGAGUAGACAGAGAAGACAUUAAAAGGAAUAAUCCAAGUAAUGCUCGUGAAGAAAAAUAUCAACUACUAGAAAAAUGGUAUAAUGCCCAUGGACGCCAAGGAGCAUUUAAAAUGCUUAUAGAAAACUGUACAAAACUAGAAGCUGAAAAAAUUAUAGAUUUAGUUCCAAACCAAAAUGCAGAGCCGUAAAGUGGUAUAAAACCCCAAAACAUAAUUUGAAUGUGUUGGAGCUUAUCAAUUCUUUCAUGUGUUGAGUGCAUUAGUAUUUUAUUUAUUUUUUAUUUCUUGUACUUUCACCUGGUGAUCCGGCCAGUAAGGGCCCUUUCACACCAGCG
Messenger RNA from Rana temporaria (common frog), 1153 nucleotides. RefSeq names its product Fas cell surface death receptor (gene FAS). Gene Ontology annotation, cellular component: external side of plasma membrane; CD95 death-inducing signaling complex; membrane raft. Gene Ontology annotation, molecular function: tumor necrosis factor receptor activity; protein binding. NCBI's taxonomy places the organism in Eukaryota, Metazoa, Chordata, Amphibia, Anura, Ranidae. The transcript has 11 exons. The record is from RefSeq and is a predicted model, not a curated record. The coding region runs from base 72 to 1007 and encodes 311 amino acids. Gene Ontology annotation, biological process: activation-induced cell death of T cells; negative regulation of apoptotic process; regulation of stress-activated MAPK cascade.